This is a messenger RNA of Saprolegnia diclina VS20, 1699 nucleotides long. RefSeq lists its product as hypothetical. The transcript is spliced from 7 exons. NCBI's taxonomy places the organism in Eukaryota, Oomycota, Saprolegniomycetes, Saprolegniales, Saprolegniaceae. The coding region runs from base 40 to 1461 and encodes 473 amino acids. The record is from RefSeq and is a predicted model, not a curated record.
CAGAAACGCGUUCCUUCGCCCGAGGCUAACGGCGUCAGCAUGGUCGGGCCCUGGCUGUGCCACCCCGGUCACUACCACAGCUUCCAGUCGUCCGAGGCGCCGCACGCGCUUAAGGAGAGGCCGUCGUACUUGACUUCGCUCGGCCUCUCGCGCACGACGCCCAAGUCGCCGAGCGUCCACUGCCUCAUCUGCCAUCGCGUCCUCGACGCCAACCUCUGCACGUGCUUGGCAUGCGGCCUCGCCGUGCACCGCGCGUGCUUGUCCAAGACGCAGCGAACAAGCUCCAUGAAGCGCGAAGACCGCGUGAUUCCUGUGUGCACCUCGUACCUCGCGCGCACGAUGGCCCCGUCGACGCCGGAAGCGCACCCGACGCCAGCGUCGCCGCAGCUCCAGCUUCUCGAAGAGCUGUCCCUCGACCCACUGCACAUGGUGUCGCCGCGAACGCCCCAAGCUGCUGCCGCGAGCUCCAACGUCGCGCUCCGGUACAUUCGCCGGUACGCGCCGUACGUCGCCGGCGGCGUCCUCGUCGGUGGCGCCGCGGUCAUGGGGAUGCCCAUGAUGGCGCUCACAGGCCUCGGCGUCGGCCUCUCCGCCUCUACCGCGCAGGGGUCCUUAGCGUGGUCGAGCCGCGCGUCCAGCGAGCGCACCAAGGCAGCGAUGGACGUCGACUGGGCCCGGCGCAUCUGUUGGGAGCUCAAGCAAAAGACCGAGAUUGGCGAUAGCUCGUACAAGCAAGACGCAGCGCUUCUGCGCAGGUACCACAACGCGACCGACGCGCCACCAACGACGAACGACGUGUACAUCAUGCUUUUCGGUCUCUGUGCGUCGACGGACGAGCUCCUUGGGCGCGUCAACAGCGCGCUCUGCGAUGCGUUUCGCAGCCGGCGCAAACUCCACCCGUGUCUCAAGCAGACAUUGGAAGACGCGCAAGUGUACGUCGGCCACGUCUUGGCCGUCACGAUGAACACGUACCCUGCGCUCUCGACAACCGACGAGAGCAUCAUGGACGCCACCGAGGCGGUCGAAAAAAUCGUCUACAGGUGCGCGCACUUCACAUUCACACCGCUUUGCACAUCGCGCGUAGUGAUAUCUACUCGACCGUCUUUACUGCCUUUCGCGACGAAUACGCCGCGCACGACGCCACGUUGCGCGCCCGUGUGCGCGAGGUGCGGACUGUGCGGCCAGACAUGUCGACCGAGAGGUACCUCUCGACGGGAUCCUCAAUCGAACGCAUUGAGACGGCGGUCGCGCUCGACGCCCUGUCCUCGAUGCAAGAGCUCAAGUACCCGCUCGGGAAGCUGCACGCGCUCAGCCGCAGCUUUCGCGCGCUUUGCAACGUGGCCGAAGCUCGGUUUGCCUGCGCGGCGAAUGCCGAUAUACUCUUGCCCAUGGUCAUGGACCUCAUCGUGUACGCGCCGACGACGGCAUUCGUCGCGCACCUCGCGUUCGUGUCGACGCUGACGCGUGGCGGCGGACGCGGCGUCGACGGCUACGCGCUCACGACGUUUCAUGUCGCGUUGCGCGCGCUGGCGUCGAUCGACGUGGCGCCCACGAGCGAUGCGGAUGACGACGACGACACUGCAACGACAGACAAUGACGAUGAAUUCUUUGAUGCUAUCGAAGGCUAAGCGCGGCAAAUGGUGUUUUAAUUUAACAUCGCAUGGACGACUCGAGUUGUCUGUCGACGUGUAGACUGCAA